CGGUCAGGCCUCAGGCAGUGGCAGUGUGGAGGGAAUAGCACCUAAAUUGACAAAAGUUUUAGCAGAGGUAAAGGCUAGCUGGUAUGGGGGAGGUAGUGUGUUCCUCAGCAGCAAGGACGCAGGCCAUCAGAGAACUAGAAGGUCAGCCCAGUUAGACUUGGGGGUCGGAGCAUGGAGUUUGCCAUCAGCAGUGGGGAGGUCACGGCCUACCCUAACAGCAACACAGUUAUUGGAGGAGAGUGGUACAGGUCAGAGCUGUGAUUUAGAAAGGCCCCUCUGCUGCUGGGUAGAGACCACACUGGGGCGGAAGGGGCAGCUGGGAUGGGCUAGGGAACCCCCAUGGGCAAAUGUUGUGACUCAUGUUGAGAAGUCAGGUGUCCUGGACAGGGGGGCAGCAAUGGAGAUGGAAAAACAAUGGAUGAAUUUGGAAGAUGGAAUCAGCAAAACUUGGCCAAGCGGGCAGUGCAGCGGGGAGCCACUGCGGUCAUCUUUGAUGUGUCGGAAAACCCCGAAGCUAUUGACCAGCUAAACCAGGGCUCAGAAGACCCGCUCAAGAGGCCAGUGGUGUAUGUGAAGGGUGCAGAUGCCAUCAAGUUGAUGAACAUUGUCAACAAACAGAAAGUAGCUCGAGCAAGGAUUCAGCACCGCCCUCCUCGACAACCCACUGAGUACUUUGAUAUGGGGAUUUUCCUGGCAUUCUUCGUCGUGGUCUCCCUGGUCUGCCUCAUCCUCCUUGUCAAAAUCAAGCUGAAGCAGCGGCGCAGUCAGAACUCCAUGAACAGGCUGGCUGUACAGGCUCUGGAGAAGAUGGAAACCAGAAAGUUCAACUCCAAGAGUAAGGGGCGCCGGGAGGGGAGCUGUGGAGCUCUGGACACACUCAGCAGCAGCUCCACGUCCGACUGUGCCAUCUGCCUGGAGAAGUACAUUGAUGGAGAGGAGCUGCGGGUUAUCCCCUGUACUCACCGCUUUCACAGGAAGUGCGUGGACCCAUGGCUGCUGCAGCACCACACCUGCCCCCACUGUCGACACAACAUCAUAGAGCAAAAGGGAAACCCAAGCGCCGUGUGCGUGGAGACCAGCAACCUCGCGCGCAGCCGGCAGCAGAGGGUGAUCCUGCCGGUGCACUACCCCGGCCGCGUGCACAGGACCAACGCCAUCCCCGCCUACCCGACCAGGACAAGCAUGGACUCUCACGGGAACCCUGUCACCCUGCUGACCGUGGACCGGCACGGGGAGCAGAGUCUCUAUUCCCCACAGACCCCCACCUACAUCCGCGGCUACCCGCCCCUCCACCUGGACCACAGCCUGGCCCCGCACCGCUGCGGCCUGGAGCACCGGGCCUACUCGCCAGCUCACCCCUUCCGCAGGCCCAAGUUCAGCGGCCGCAGCUUCUCCAAGGCAGCUUGCUUCUCCCAGUACGAGACCAUGUACCAACACUACUACUUCCAGGGCCUCAGCUACCCUGAGCAGGAGGGCCAGGCCCCCGCCGGCCUUACCCCCCGGGGCCCAUCCCGUGCCUUCCCCCCGAGUGGCGGCGGCAGCCUGCUCUUCCCCACCGUGGUGCACAUGGCACCACCCUCCCACCUCGAGAGUGGCAGCACGUCCAGCUUCGGCUGCUACCACGGCCACCGCUCAGUGUGCAGCGGCUACCUGGCCGACUGCCCUGGCAGCGACAGCAGCAGCAGCAGCAGCUCGGGCCAAUGCCACUGCUCCUCCAGCGACUCCGUAGUGGAUUGUACCGAGGUCAGCAACCAGGGCGUGUACGGGAGCUGCUCCACCUUCCGCAGCUCCCUCAGCAGUGACUAUGACCCCUUCAUCUACCGCAGCCGGAGCCCCGGUCGCACCAGCGACGUGGGGGGCUCGGGCAGCUCAGGCCGGGGGCCUGUCGUGUGCCUCGAGGGCUCCCCGCCACCUGACGAACUCCCAGCGGCCCACGGUCAAGGUGCAGGGCGGGGAGAGCCUUGGCCUGGCCCCGCCUCGCCCUCGGGGGACCAGCUGUCCACCUGCAGCCUGGAGAUGAACUAUAGCAGCAGCUCCUCCCUGGAGCACAGGGGGCCCACUAGCUCUACCUCAGAAGUGGGGCUCGAGGCUUCUCCUGGGGCUGCCCCGGACCUCAGGAGGACCUGGAAGGGGGCCCGCGAGGGGCUGUCGUGUGCCUGCUGCUGCGAGCCCCAGCCCUCCACACUGGAGCCCAGCGUCGGAGUGGCCGGGGGCAGCACACUGUUCCUGGGCGCCCCGGGUGGGGAAGCUCAGCCAGGAAGCCCCCAGGGCCUGUACGGCCUUCACCCAGACCAUUUGCCCAGGACAGAUGGGGUGAAAUAUGAGGGCCUGCCCUGCUGCUUCUAUGAAGAAAAGCAGGUGGCCCAUGGCAGCGGAGGGGGCAGCGGCUGCUACAACGAGGACUGCUCGGUGAGCGUGCAGUACGCGCUUGCCCAGGAGCCCCCGCCCGGCUGCCACCCGGGGGCCCGGGACCUGAGCCAGCGCAUCCCCAUCAUUCCAGAGGAUGUGGACGGUGACUUAGGCCUGCCCUCGGACUGCCAAGGGACUUGUGGCCUCGGCCCCUGGGGUGGGACGCCGGGCCCGGAUGCCCUGCGACCCCACAGAGGCCUAGGAGUGGCCCGGGAAGAAGAACCAGUUCUGUGCUGCCAGGCUGGGGUGCUGCUCUCGCCCAGCUGCCCUCUGGAAGGUGCAGAGGCCACCAGGGCUGGCUUUCCUGGUGCCCCCCAGGACACUCAGGAGUCCAGCAUCACAGCCACUGAGGCUGCAGGACAGAGAUCUCGCCCAGCAGACAGUGGCACGGGAGCCUGAGCUCAGAAGGAACUCAUACGUGGAAAUGGGGACUAUAUGGAGACUCCAAGCUCUGACUUCCUUCAGAAAAAAAAAAAAAAAUUUUUUUUUAGCAUUGACAAACACACAAAAGUGGUAAUAAAGAGAGCCCUCCUUCUCAACCCAAAAUGUGAGCCACCUGUGGCAAACUGCCCCCACCCCACCCCCAUUAACAAACCAACAGACAAAAUUUCUCUGAGUCCUUUGCCUCUUUUGAUAACAUGGUAUAUUCUGUUUUGUAAAGUGUGUGUGCUUGGGGUUCUGAGGUGUGUGGGAUUGAGUUCUCUGCUUUGUUUUUUAAGAUAUUAUAUGUAAAUGUAAAAAGUUAUUUAAAUAUAUAUUUUAAAGAACCCUAACCGCCAACUUUUGCUGAAAAAGAAAAAAAAAAAAAAAGAAAUCACUGCUGCAUUAAUUGAACCACAUCGUGUAGAUACUGUUGUCUCCCAGGAGGGAGCUCAGGCCUUUGAAAAGCUCAGGGCUACACCUGCCUUAGAAAAUGAACCAGAAACUUGAAGUAAAGCUAGUUGAUAUGGGUACAAACUCUGAGGAACAAUGCAAUGCUGCCUCUUUCUUUCUUGUGGUAAAUCCCAACGUACAAAGUUUCGGGUCUUCUCAGAAGCCAUGCCUCUCCAGCUCACACCUGUAGGCAGCUGACGGAAACAGCUAGGAAUAGGGCGGAAGGUCUGCAGCUCUGAGGAGCUGGGACAAGCCAUUGCCACACAAGCCCCGGAGUGACAGGGAUGAUGCAGCCCAGCGUCUGUCCCUUCGGGUCAUCGUCUUAGGUGAAAGGACAGAGUUCACAGUCCUGAACUUGGACUUCCUGCCACUGGCUGCAGAAAUGGUUGGAAGGGGUGUGUGGGGAUGAACACCCAGGAGGAAUGUCGUUUUGCAGCCUUAGUGUCUGGGCGGGGUGGGGGGCUGAAAGUGGUCUCACUAACCCAGAGAAGGGACAGGGGGCGCUAGAGAGUGCCUGCACACAGGCAUCUGUGUGGGCACAGCCAGUGUCCUGAGGCUGCCUUCCUGGGGGGCCCCACGGGGUCAGCACCGAGCUCCCUCCGUUGGAGUGAUGCAUUUCCCAUCCCAUCCCCUGUGGAAGCCCCGCUUCAGGGUUAUUCAGCCCGCUGCCUCAUGGCUGAACUUGCUCAUCUCGCCUGCAAAUGUCUACUAUCCCUUCUACCUAAUGCACUAUUAUGUAUUGAUUCUCCGUGAGACAGAGAAAGAGACUAUCAGAUAGUUUAGACCCAAAGGGUAGGAUUUUGUAUAUUUUUCCAGCCUUUUGCUAUUCUUGUUUUUAAGAGGGAGGGAGAGUUUUAAAACCCAAACCAUUUUUUUUUAAAAGAUGUUUCCAUUGUAAAAGGGAGAAUCUAUUUAAAGCUAUUUCAGAUCAGGGAUUGUCAUCCUUUUUGUCCAAUGUACUUCUUGUUCUUAAAGGGUUUUUUUUGUUGUUGUUGUUGUUUUUGUUUUUUUGUUUUUGGUUUUUUUUGUUUGUUUGUUUUUUUAAGAAGAAACUAAUCACAUUAGCCCCUUGUGUUCACUAACUCCUCUGGUCACUUUCAUUUUAUCCAUUUAUUGUCAUCUGAAAUGCUCAUUUGCGGAAUAGGAACCUCAUGGCCUAGCCCCCCUGUAGUGGGGAAACAGAGACUGCCCAGGCUUGCCCUUCAACAAUGGUGAUACCCCCUCUCCAGUAAGUUCAGGGGAAGUCAGUCCAGGGUCCAGAUGAGAAUGUUUUUGACUGAGAAUCUCACUGUAUCCCAAUUCUUUUUGCUUUUUUUUUUUUUUUUUUUUUUUAAACCCAGCCCGUGAUGAGGACAUUUAGCCUUCUAGCCAGGCUUUGACAGAAAGAAAUUCUAGCAUCAAAUGAUCAAGCCAUUUGCCAUUUAGGAACUCAAUGCAGUGAGAUUUGUCCUCCAGCCUCUGAGGUAUAGUCCUUUGGGGGCUGCUGCCCCCCGCCCCCACCCCGGCCUAUGCCCAGCACACCUGUUGGCGAGGGUGUGAGAAGCGCCUAAGCUGUUGACAUGUGAUCCGGGCUGCCUUUAUUUCUCAGGCCAGGAGUAGCAGCUGCUGAGGACAACAGCUUGCAUUACGUGGUUUUAGGGAAGGGGGUGGGGGGUAUGGCUUCUAACAUGAACUGCAAAAAGCAGCUUCUCAUUGUUGAGAUUUUUGUUUUUUGUCGUUUUGUUUUUAAUGCCUUUGAGUGCACAUUAUCUCCUUUGUCUGAAACCAUACCCUCAAAGUGGCUUUCUUUAGCCCAGUCUGGGAAACUACUCCUCAAUAGCCUUAAGCAAUAAAUAGAUGAGUAGAUAAUGUGGCUUCCACGGGGCUUAUUAAAAUAAAUGUGUCCAAUUUUCAUUUGAAAGAGCAAUAAUUACAGAUGGCAAAAAGAAACAACAUUUAAUUUUUGUACUUUACAGGGCAGUAGAAGCAGAAAAGUGAAAAUGUUAAAAUUUUGAAUAUCAGCCAUUGUCUUAAAUUCACCAGACAGGGAGGUCACCAGAAUAUAGGAACAACUCUAUUAUUGCCUCACCAUUUAAAUCAAAAGAAAUGUCUUCUUUGAAGAUUUUAAGACUCCAGUAAUCAUGACCUUUGUCAGUGGCCUCUCAGUGGUGUGUUGGGGUCAUAUAGCCUUGGAAACUGGGAGCAUCACAUUUUCCAUUGAGAAUCUGCACCAUCACUGCCCACCCCCAAGCCAGAUUGUGACUGUUAGGCCUGGUCCCCAUGGCCAAGCCCUGGGUAUAGGACAGCCAUGUAAACUGCAGAGUACUGGAACCAGUUAAAAAUAUGGGGGUUUGGGAAUUCUGAUCAACAAGGUACCUCUCUAUGCUGGCUCUGACUCUCUCAAUCUCUCCCACCUCUCUUGAACCCAAGCCAUUUUAUAAAGCCCAAUCUGCUGUCCCACCACUCAGACCCUCCCUUAUGUGCUGCUAGUUUCUACUCAAAGCUCAUGCAGGACUAAUGCUUUUAAAAUGAGGUCUAAAAAAUAAUUACUAAUCUGAGUAUUAUUUUUUAAACAGACCUGCCUUUUUCUAUUCUUUAUAUAGACUCUAUUGUGUUGGUCUAACGACACUAUUUUAAAAUGUUUUGUUUUGUUUUGUUUUUUAUUUCUCCCAUAGCACUUAAAAGAUAUUUUGUAAAGACUUUGCUGUAAAGAUUUUGUAAUAAAAUGGUCUAAGGGCUCCUUCUCCAACAUUACCAUUUUUUUUAAUGUUUUAAAGGCUAGAAAACAACUUAUGUAUAUUCUGUAUAUGUAUAGCAGCACAUUUCAUUUAUGGAAAUAUGUUCUCAGAAUAUUUAUUUACUAAUAUAUUUAUCUUAAGCCAUGUCUUAUGUUGAGAGCGUGACAUUGUUGGAAUAAUCAUUGAAAAUGACUAACACGAGGCCCUGUAAAUACAUGAUAAUUGCACACAGAUUUUACAUAUUUGCCGACCAAAAAUGAUUUCAAACAAGUUGUAGUCUUCUAUGGUUUUGUAACAAAUUGUACAAAUGACUGUAAAAAAAAAAAAAAUACAAUUUUAUCAAGUAUGCGUUA
This is a messenger RNA of Canis lupus familiaris (dog), 6352 nucleotides long. RefSeq names its product zinc and ring finger 3 (gene ZNRF3). Gene Ontology annotation, molecular function: ubiquitin protein ligase activity; frizzled binding. The record is from RefSeq and is a predicted model, not a curated record. Gene Ontology annotation, biological process: negative regulation of canonical Wnt signaling pathway; Wnt receptor catabolic process; ubiquitin-dependent protein catabolic process. The transcript is spliced from 8 exons. The coding region runs from base 415 to 2808 and encodes 797 amino acids. Lineage: Eukaryota; Metazoa; Chordata; Mammalia; Carnivora; Canidae.